Molecule: messenger RNA, 8224 nt
Organism: Helobdella robusta
Lineage: Eukaryota; Metazoa; Annelida; Clitellata; Rhynchobdellida; Glossiphoniidae
Exons: 16
Coding region: 1-7836 (2611 amino acids)
Biological process (GO): mitotic sister chromatid segregation; mitotic spindle assembly checkpoint signaling; protein localization to kinetochore involved in kinetochore assembly
Cellular component (GO): RZZ complex; kinetochore microtubule; cytoplasm
Molecular function (GO): small GTPase binding
Source: RefSeq, a predicted model, not a curated record
AUGUCUUGGGACUCUUCUGGAAUUCUUAAUGUAUCAGCUAAUGAUACAAUCAGAUUUGACUUUGACACAACUGAUUCCGACACAAGAAAAUUUGAACUGAAAACCACCAUUCCUCUGCCAUCUUUACCAGAGAGUGCAAAUGAUGAUCCAGUGGCAGCAGCAGCAGCAACAAAGAAUUCCAGUUUAUCCUGUGCUACCAGCAAAAAAUUUUUUUUGGCAUCUGGGACUAACCUUUACAUUUAUAGUGCUGAUGAUAACAAGAUUUUACAAACUUUGGCCCUCGACAAAGAACUAAAAGUCAUUUGUUGUUGUGAAACCAAAACAGCCCCCACCAGACAACUAAACAGCAACACAAAUAAUAGUGACAUGUAUAAAGAUGGAAAAAACCCAAGCGCCAUCUACCAUGAGUGGCUGGUCACGUUGGAUUCGGCGCUGAUUCUGAAUGUUUAUGAUGUUAACACGGCAUCCGGCGUAUAUUCGUCUAGUUUCCAUGAUCUUUUUAGAAACAGUUUUAACGGGGUGAAGAAUUUUGCUGGGAAUUUUUCUGGUAUUAAUGAUGAAAUUUCUAUUAUGAAACUUUAUUCUAUCUGUGACAGUAAUGGAGAUUCUAUGAUACUAUUAUUUGCAAACAUUAGAGGGGAGGUCUUCAUUUCUUUACCAUUUGAUCCAUCAGUCAUUCCAACUACUACUUCUACUAAUAAUAAUAAUACUACAAGUAAAUAUGCUAGUUUAAGUAAUAAUAAUAAUAAUGCUACAAGGCCAUUUAUUAGUAUAGCCCACUAUUUUAGCAUGAACAUAAAUUAUGAUAAUGAGUGCAUCUCGUUUGAAUUGGCGGUUAAUGAGGCUGCCAGUCAACUUGUGGAUGUUAGUUUCAUUGAUGACCAGACCUGGGAUGUGAUUGGUCUAUGGUCUGAUGGGCGGGUCCUUGUCUGGUCUAAAAAUAGACUUAAUAAUACAAAUAAUAAUGAUGAUGAUGACAAUAAGAAUAAUAAUAAUGACAACAUUGUAAAUAGCUUUGUGGAUGGCGCUCCAGAUGAGGCUUAUUGUGAUGAAGGAGGUGUCAUUAAAAAUGUAAUCAGAGAUAGUGAUGUUUGUGGAGAGGCUAGAGGUGAAGAUGAUGAUGCUGGUGAGUGGGAGUACAGUUUAAGCUUCGAGUUAAACUUUGAUGAAUUCCACCGACGGAAACAUUCAUCUAGGAUUCCAAAAACAUCAUCAGCAACUUCUACCAAAAUUAUGUUCACCACAGUAACUGGCACAAACGCAUCAGUUGUUCAUCACAACAAUUCAUUAUUCACCAUCAACCUAGAAACCAUGGCUUUGGAAUUUAUCUGGAGCUAUCCCGGUAAAAAUGACGACGAUGAUGGCAAAGUGGAGAGAGAGGGUGAUGAUGCUAUUAGAAGAGAUGGUGAAGCAAAUAUGGAGGGUAGAGGUGAUGAUGUCAUUCUUGAUUUACUCCUAAUUGAGAAGGAAUUGGUUCUCCUUGUAGAUGCAGGCAACAACACCAUAUGCAUGGAAAUAAGAAGCUUUCCUAGCAUGAAACUAAAUAGAAGAGUAAAAAUCUGUGAACAGAGCACUAAUCUCAGAUCACUUCGGCUCCGCACUCCAAAUGUCAGCUCCUCAAUCAUCGGCCAGCACUCACUAACUGGUUACACUAACUCAAGUCCGGGAUUUCUUGGUGGUAAUAAUAGUAACAGCAGUCAAUGCAGUGACACAAUAUACUGCGUAGUGGAACAGUCAACUGAAUUCAUCAAGAUAUUCUCCUUGGACCAGACAGACCUGGGGGCACAAUUGUUGAAGCUCGUAUCGAAGGGGUUGUUUGCUAGGGUUGAAUAUCUGGCUACAAAGUUCAAGCUAGAUGUGAAACCAGCCUUCCAAGCUCGGCUCAGAUAUUGCAUUGAUAACUUGCAUUCAUCGUUUAAAAGUUGGAGUCAAGCCUUCCAGAAGAAUCAGAGGAAUAAUUUGAAGUUAAAAAAGUAUAACAAGUUGGUCAACGACCUCAUCUACUGCAUUCAGUUAGUUGAUGUAGCCUACUGGGAGUUUAAAUCCAUCCUCUCCAUAACAUUCCUGACAUUGAAAGAUGCCAACAGAGUUAUGACAGCCAUUGAAAGCCGACUGGAAUCUCGUCAGACGUCAGUAGAAAGAGACGCAUCCAACAACUGCAACGAUAAAAACAACGUCACAAAGUUCUCCUCUGAAGACGAAUUAAAAAUGAUAGAACAGUUACAAGACCUCAUGUACAAACUCAAGUACAAACUCGGCACAUACACUGUAAUAUUUGAGACGUACAAUCCCAAGGAAUGGAAUAAUUACUCUAAACUGAGCGCUCCGAACAUUUUCUUAAUGCUCGUCAAAAAAGGCUGGUUGGGCUGUGCAGAAAUUUUCAUGAAUCGCCACAAAGAUGAGUUGAUCAUCGGGCGAGGUGGCCACAACGACGACUGCUGCAUUAAAAUUAGUGAGAUACUAAGCUGCUUGCACUGUGGCAUUGCUUCAUCGGACGUUAAACAAUUCAUUGAGAAUGUCAUUUUCCCAGUAGCGAAAUUCAGCUAUGACGCCAUCAGGAUGCUGGCCAAGUGGAUUGAAGAUUAUGCCAGGAAGCUUGAAGUCCUGGAGCCUGGCUAUUGGCCCUAUAACGCCAUAGGAUUGUGCAAAAUUUUAGAUUUUGAUGAUCGAGUUGAUCAGAAAUCAGGAAAUAGUGCUGACAGCUUCGUGAAGUCUUGCGGUACUGGAUUUUUAGAGGUGUCGCCAAGAGACAAGGCCGCUCAGAUUUGCAGUGCUUCAUUUCUCGCAAACGCACACGAAAAUGAUGAAGACAGCUUGGUAGCACUGCAUAGGCUUUUGUGCCACCUGAAAAAUGCUGAAGAAGUGACCAAAAAAUUUGGCUGUCCAUUGCCUCUUUCGAUAGUCGAGCGUGAAAAUAGCGAAACGAUUGCUUUUCGGAUGUUAGACAGAGUCGUUGCUGUUGAAUUAGUCGAACGAGUUAUUGACGACGUCAUCAGGCCAUACCUGCUGAGCAAGAGUCUGAAUGUUGAUGUCGUUCUGCUAAAUUACAUCAAGAACGUUUCUGAGAACGUCAUCCAUUACAAGAAUGAAGAAAAGGUUGCCAGGAUAGCAAGGUGCAUCGGCUCUUUUGUGAAUAAAUGCAAAGCACUGAUCAGCCUUACAAGUUGGUGCAACGUACCAUGGAGUGAUAGCAUCCAGGAGAUGGUGGAGAACCUGGUGGCAGUUGAACAUCCGCUCGUCAGGUCCAUUAAAGAUAGAAAGAAUCAAAUCAACUUGGAGUGCAUUCUGAAAAAAUACGGCUUCAAUUUAGUUCAGUUCAUCGCAUGCCCUGCUGAGAUCUUAAAGAUUAUCGUCAAUAAAGAUUAUGCCAGUGAUGGUAGUGGUGCAGGUGUUGGUGUUAAUGAGGAUAAUUGUGGAUCCAGUAGAGUAGAGAGUGCAUUGUUUGAUGCUAUGAUGUUAGCAGGCAGAGGAGCUUACCUGCUUUCCGACGUCUUUUUCCACAGACUGGUGCACUUGAUUGGUAGUGGAUUGUUUGAGGACGGGUUCAAGCUACUGGAUGGUGUUGAUGCUAUGGUUGAAAAAUUUCUAAAAGAAUAUGGAGAGGAAUAUUGUAAAGAUAUGAAGCAGGAAAACAGUAUCGGAGAAAAAAUCGGCGAUGACGUCAUCGACCUCGCUCGGUCAAUCCUUUCCAACGAAUCCCACUUCCGAUCCGUCAAAUAUAAUUAUUCCUACUUCGCCAGCAACCUAGCCAGAGAGAGAUACAAUAAGUUAGCAUCAUCUGGCGAUUGUUCUUCCCAAUCUGCAAGCCUUCAAUAUUACAAAAACAUAAUUGAGUUCUUUGCAUCAGGUCCAGAUUCAAGUAUUAAGACCAUUGAGGGGGUAAAUCCUAAAGAGAAUACCCACAUUAAUAAGAUUGUAUGUAGUCACGAGCUAAAUGCCGACGAUGACUAUAUGAAGUUGAUGGAGGAAAUAUGUGACCUGGUGAGGACGAAUGAUGGCGAUCUUCCGGCUGAUCACGUGAUGUCACUACUUGCGAAAUUAAACUCGUCCAAUCGGCUUCUGCCUGAUGUGUGCGUUGAUAACUUAAAAGUGCACCUUAAGAUUCAGAGAUUAUUAACUCUAUUGAUGAGUUUAUUCAAAUCUUCUUUUGACUAUUCACAAUUUGACGAUGCGAAACUGGAUGUAGAAGUUGAGAGGAGGAAUUUUUUCACUGGAAAUUCCAACAAUUCUAAUAAUAUCUCAUCCAGAGGACUGCUAUAUAAAUGGUCAUCUGUGUCCAAGUUGCUGUACGGAUUAAUGACCUUGACAUUGUCAGACGACAAAAAUCUCCAAGGGUCAAAUGUCAAAUACGAUAGUGACGUCGGCGAAUUUGAAUCGUUGUUUGAUAAUUUGAAAGAAGUCUUGCUGAAGAAUAAGCAGGAUCAUCUGAUUUUAGAAUCCUACUUCACAUUCAAUUGUACAUUAUUAGAGUUAUACAAAAAUUUAAUGACAUCGAACUCGACAACAUCUCCUUCGAGGGAGGUAUCUCUCGGAAAUAUGACGCUAGCCCCUCUAGAUGCCACUAAAAGGCGGAGCACGGUCACCCCGCAGUCCCUACCCCAGAUGAGGGUAAUUUCCGUUGAGAAAUUAAUAAACACCAUUUCAUCGCUGGUCGACAAAACCCUCGCCCUGCUACCAACUUCACACGCGUCAUCCUCAUCAAUUUCGAAUGGACCCCAGAUGAAGGCCUGCAUAUCCCUCAUGUCUUCUUGCUUCACUUUCGACGAAGCACUCCCGAAGUUGGCUCUCACUUACAAGAUGGCGGAAAAUAAAUUCAAACUUCAAAGAGCCCUGGCUAAUCUGGCGAUUGGUUACACAUCUCUUCAGAGGGAGGACACGUCAUUCUUCAUCAGGAUGCAGUUGGAAUCAACUUGGGCCUACGUUCUAGCCCAAAGGAGGAUGAAAUUAGAGCAUUCGAAGAUGGAGAGCCUCCAUGCAAUGUCGAUCAGUGUUCACUUUGAAAAUGCCGACCUCCUGGACUUCUGCAGAGAUUUCAAACUCAGCACUUCAUCCGCUUAUCUCUCCAUCAUCAAUUCCAUCCUGUCGUCUCCCAUCAUAUCAUCAUCAUCACCGUUAUCGUCAUCCGCUUCUUCAUCUCAAAAAACACUCAAUAAUACUGCCAGCAUUUUGCUAACAAGAGUUGAAGUAUUUUGCUCGCUGUUGAUUAAAGAUAAAGUAUUUACUGAAUUACUACUACUGCUGAGUAGCCAUUUGGAUAAGGUGAAUGGCAGACGUUACGAUAGAAUUCACUUUAUACUUAGAAUGAUGCAGAAUGUAGAGCAGAAUGUGAGUGCUUAUGAGGCAGUAGCAACCACCGACCAGCAGAACGCUUCACAGCUAUCGACAGAUGAUAAGAUAAGUUUAAUAACAUUCCUUCAAUCGUAUAAACCAAUCAGUCACUUGAGAGCUGUUAAUAAAGCGUCAUCGGCUUCGUCGUCGUCGGCUGGAGGGCUGGGAAAAGUUCAGAAGGAAAAUUGGAAACAAGUUGCCGAUGACAGGCUGUCUUUCCACGAUUUCUUUUCAUCUCAACUCUUGAAGAAAAUCAUUUCCAAGGAGAUAUGUUAUGACAAUGCCCUCGGAUGGUUGUCAAUGUCAUCAUCUCUAAGAUACCCGGAAGAUGAUAUACUGAUAGUGGCCAUCCGGAAUAUCAUAGAGGACGCCGUGAAGUUGGAGGAGGUGUGCGGUGGAGAUGAUGCCAUACCAACUGAACAUUUGGACCUCGUGUUCCAGCUCUGCCAGAGGGUGAACAAUCUCUCUGUGGCCGUCAAGAUCAUUGUAUGGGUCGUGGACCAGCUGACAUCAACGGCUUACUCUCAGCAUCGCCUCGACCUGUACAAAUUAUGCAAGACCGCCUGCAAAAAAUGGAUCGCCAUGGAAAAAACAUCCCUCAACACCGUGCCAGCCAGCAGUAUACCAGUAAACAUGAUGAUCAGGUGUGAGAUGGAGUGCCAGAAACUCGAGUUGGCUCAAAUUCUUGAACAUUGGGGUUUUGAUGAUUUAGCGAAAAUGGUUCUAUCUCCUGACAAUAUUCUCCUUGAAAGUGGUUUCACCGUCGAUUACAAUAAGACUGUAAUCGGUGAGGCCUUGAUUACGAAGCUUUAUGAACAUAAGUCUGUUCUAGAAGCCUGGGAGAUUGGGCACUACAUGGAUCCGGAUAUCGAGUACUUCAUGAAUCUAGUAAAAAAAACUACCAGCUUAAUUCACUAUAUAAGCGCCACAUCUUCAAAACACAAAUACAGAUCCUUCAGUCAGGAUACGUGCAAAGUACACGCAGCGGUGGAGAAUCUGAAUAGCUAUUUCGACCUUGACAUUGCAAGCCUUCGAUCAACAUUGGUUGACAUGUGGCUGACGCCAAGCUCUCAGAUCAACAAUGAAUUUUUAGACGUCUCCGUUAUCGUUCCUGCCGGAGUGGAUGAUAAUGAUGGUGGUGGAGAGAAAAACACUUUUGGAGCGACAAAGAGUGAAGAAGAUGACGCCAACAAUCUUAUCAGACUUAUCUAUCUUCUCUCUCAACUAGAUACCUACCAAUUGUAUUCUGUUUUGGUUGAUCCCUUGACCAAUGACAGAACGGGAUUCGCCGAAAACCGCAUUAGAGCGCUUACCUGCUUCUUAAGCCUAACCAAUCCCAUGUCGGUGGCCGAACAUCUUAAAUUAAAUUCGCUUGAUGAGUUAAUCGAAUUAUUAACGAAUAUUAUAUCCGUAUCUAAGUUGGAAUCGUUAAAUGUAAAAGAAUCGUUCGAUUCUUUCACAUCCCUAGAUAAAUCUUCACUAAUUAGGAUGCUGAUAAAAAAUAGCGGCGGUUGUACAUUCUCGUCGCAGGAGUUCAGUAAAAGGGAUGGGCUGUCGAGUUUUGCGGUGUUGUGCGCCGGUUUAAUUGCAUCUUAUAGCAUAAACGAUAUCGAUAUUUGGAAGUCCGUUCUGGGCAAGUUGAUUGGGGAGAGGAGGUUUGCUGUGGUGUACAUGCUUCUCGUCAACUCUGGCUGGCUGGUUAUGAGAAACCCUUGCAACGCCAAAUAUCUGAGUGAAAUGAUGACACAACUAAUCACCACUAUCAUCAAUACUCAUCAUCAUCUUCGUCAUCAUCGUGAAAAUGACGUCAUUUCGUCCCUGGCCUUCAACUUGCUUCUCAUAUAUCCAGGAUCUAUCGCCAUGAAUUGUCAGGAUAGUUUGGAGGAUGAGGUAUCCGGUGUGGUAGCUACAUUAGCCUCAUCAUCGUCGCCACCGACAUCAUCGACCUCACUUUGUUUCAGCGAAUUUUUUUUCAAUCUGAUGGAAAAAUUUUUCGACCACAAGUUUUACGAACACGCCUUUGGCUGCGCCAUCCUCUGCCAUUUUAAAGAAAUUCACAAUGUCGACGGGGAAGGAGAUGAUGAAAAGAACGAUGAGAAGAUUAGUGACGUUAACAAAGAUAAAAGAUCAACGCUGCUAAAGAAAUCAACCUCCAUAAAUACUAUAAAUCUUGCAGUGGCCAGGGUUGAAGAUACGAUUAAAAGUGGAAUUCCGUUUAAGUAUAAAGGCACUAUAGUUAGGAGUUUGAAGAAAAUAAAAUCCAUCAAUGAUGCUAAAGAAGGCAGCAGCUACAACAACGAUCAUGAUGGUGAUGAUAACGUCAAUAACCUAGGCGAUGACAAUUCUAAAAGUGGCGCUUUUACAACGUCAUAUUGGGUGGUGACGUCAUCUGCUGAAAACAAAUUCGAUAUGAGUUGUUACUUCGCCAGAGAAGAUUCGUUCCAAAGGUGCCAAAGUGCCCUAGACGAAACUAUGGCCAACAUAAAUGCUACUAUUUUGAGAUAUUAAGUUGAUGUCGAUGUGUUGUGUGUGUGUGUGUGUGUGUGUGUGUGUGUGUGUGUGUGUGUGUGUGUGUGUGUGUGUGUGUGUGUGUGUGUGUGUGUGUGUGUGUGUGUGUGAAAGAGAGAUAGGAGAUAGUAAUCAGUAAUGUACAUGUAUAUAAUGUUAAUAUUGUUUACAUUUUUGUUGCUGGGUAUUCCAAUUUACUUGUGACACCGCUUAAAUUGCUUAAGACGGCUGUGACAAAAUGCCUUUUAUUAUAAAUUUGUUCAUUUAAUUGUGGAAUGACAAUUUUUUAAAUGUGCUAGGCUAGAGUGUUCUGACGUUUUUUCGGUUGUUUCAGCGUUUGGAUUGAUUAGUACAGGCCUCGUUUGCCUGUGUAAAAGAUUGUCUAACU